This is a messenger RNA of Photinus pyralis (common eastern firefly), 1462 nucleotides long. RefSeq lists its product as uncharacterized. The transcript has 6 exons. The record is from RefSeq and is a predicted model, not a curated record. Lineage: Eukaryota; Metazoa; Arthropoda; Insecta; Coleoptera; Lampyridae. The coding region runs from base 67 to 1425 and encodes 452 amino acids.
UUCAGUUCUCGCCUUGACAGCGGGGUCGAAUUUGAGUGUAAUAAAUUAUGAUGUGAUCGGCCAAAAAUGAGCUGGGAAAUGAAGAAUAGGUGCGGAAGGUCCGAACUGACCUCGCAGCUGUACAGGAUCGAACGUGAACGCAGGGACGACGUACGCAUGCAUGACACAAUGGCCCAACAGUUCAAAGCGAGGCGGUCGGUGCUAAAUUUUUAUUUGGACAAAACGGGAAAGGGACGUUUGGAGGCGCAGUCGUCGGUUUGCUAUGAGGAUAUCCACGACAUGCUGUUCACCGAUGGCGAAUUGGACGUGGAUAAGAUCCUGUGCCUGCACCUUCUGACGGCUCACCGUGCCGAAACGCUGACACCUCCAGCUCGAAGUCGUAGACCAAUCAGCUUCCUGUCCAAGGAUCAGUCACCCCUCGAAAAACUGAUCGAGAGGUCUCGAAAACGUCGCGUAACGAACAGGUGUCCGAAACUCUCACCUACCUACGUUUUAGACGUCAAUAAUGAGCAGAAAGAGGUGAUAACGGACGGACGGUUAGCGGAGAGAACAAUCAUCAACGAUAAAAUAAUGCUGCUGAUACAAACGGUUCUUGAAGCCUUACAAGUUUCGAAUCCAGAAAAGAUGAAAGAUCUUCAGACGAAGGCGCAGGACGGGGACGUUUUAAUGGGGAUCGCUCAAAAACCGGAGAUGCAGGACUUUCUCCAGAUACUGCGAAAGCAGUUGAUCGUUUCCAGUUGCGAGUGCUUUCAUUUAACUCAACCGUUUAAAGCGGCAACGGUACCACUGCAGGUGGCGCCUUCGGCUCUCAGUUUGAAAUCGCUGGUAAAUUACAUUAGAGGCAAUGUUCUACAAAAUCCCUCGCAAAGUACUUGGGGUGAUAUGUACGAUAGGGAGGUGGGCAGUAAGGAGGAGAUGAUAAGCAGUUACUUCUACGAGAAGAGCUACAAUUCAAUUGACGGGUUUUCGAGCAGGUCCAGACCUGAGGCCCGUGCGGAAGAAACCGAAGCGAGUGACAUAGGAAAUUUAACUCGGAGAACGUUGGAUCUCGACGAUCCGAAAACGUCAAGAGCCACCGUCCUUUCGGCCGACGACACGUCGAGCGGACCAAAGCGACGCAAGCUGCCGGUAACAAGCUUAGAGCAAGUCGACGACGAUAACAUCGCCAAAAUUGGCGUGGAUAGGCUGGCGGUAAUUGUGGACCUUCACAUGAGGAAGUUGAAUUCCGAGGAGAAGAGACCGUCGAACAUUCAAAAGAGUCCGUCGUUAAGGGUUUACAAGAGUAUGGCGAGGGGUAGAGUCGGAUCUAAGGCUUCCAACGAUUCGGUCGAGUUAAACGUGUACGACUUGGCGAAGAUCUCCCAAGAAAUUCGACAGAAGGAAACCCAACAAAAAUUUGAAAGGUUUCUCAAGGAUGCGCAUUAAUUGCUUAUGUAAUUUGUUCACUAAAAAAUUCAUUGCA